This is a messenger RNA of Sabethes cyaneus, 1584 nucleotides long. It is a transcript of the gene Gad1, whose product is annotated as glutamate decarboxylase. Bases 46 to 1584 code for a protein of 512 amino acids. Gene Ontology annotation, cellular component: cytoplasm. The record is from RefSeq and is a predicted model, not a curated record. Gene Ontology annotation, biological process: carboxylic acid metabolic process. NCBI's taxonomy places the organism in Eukaryota, Metazoa, Arthropoda, Insecta, Diptera, Culicidae. The transcript is spliced from 6 exons. Gene Ontology annotation, molecular function: carboxy-lyase activity; pyridoxal phosphate binding.
UUAGAGUUUCUACUCAGCAUCAAACCUAAGCAAACACAAAUAAAGAUGACUUCCAUAAACGUGGACAAAUAUAAACUGUCUGAAAAAACCGCCAGGCUCACAGCGAAAGACAUCAUACCCAUGAUACAAUCAUCCGACUCCGCGGAAACACGAGAGUUUCUGCAGAAAGUGUCGGAACUGUUGAUCGACUACGUAAAUAUUCAGAAUGAUCGGAAGGAAAAAAUUCUUGAUUUCCAUCACCCAGAGGAUAUGAAAAAGUUGCUCAAGCUAGACGUGCCAGCCGAAGCUGUUACACUGCAACAGCUGCUGAAGGAUUGUGCGAUAACGCUCAAGUAUCAGGUGAAAACGGGUCAUCCCCACUUCUUCAAUCAGCUCUCCUGUGGAUUGGAUGUUGUCUCGAUGGCAGGCGAGUGGCUUACAGCCACCGCCAACACCAACAUGUUUACUUACGAAAUCGCUCCGGUUUUCAUCCUGAUGGAAAAUGUUGUGCUGACGAAGAUGCGUGAAAUCAUCGGCUGGAAUGGCGGAGACUCGAUUCUCGCGCCCGGCGGUUCCAUUGCCAAUUUGUACGCCUUCCUUGCCGCUCGGCAUAGAAUGUUUCCUAAUUACAAGGAACAUGGAGCUCGUGCCUUGCCCGGUGAGCUGGUAAUGUUUACUUCUGACCAGUCUCAUUACUCGAUAAAAUCGUGUGCGGCUGUAUGCGGACUUGGAACGGAUAACUGUGUAAUGGUUCCAUCUGACGAACAUGGAAAAAUGAUACCAACGGAACUGGAGCGAUUGAUUCUGGAGCGGAAGGCAAGAGGGCAGAUACCAUUUUUUGUCAAUGCCACAGCAGGUACCACGGUGCUAGGUGCAUUUGAUCCCAUCAACGCUAUUGCCGACAUCAGCGAGAAGUACAACUGCUGGUUUCAUAUUGAUGCUGCAUGGGGUGGUGGCUUAUUGUUGGCCAAGAAUUACCGCCAUCCAAGGCUAUCCGGCGUUGAACGGGCCGAUUCUGUUACUUGGAAUCCACAUAAAUUGAUGGGUGCUCUACUUCAGUGCUCAACGAUACACUUUAAAGAAGACGGCCUUUUGAUUAGCUGCAAUCAAAUGUCCGCCGAGUAUUUGUUUAUGACAGACAAAUUGUACGAUAUCAGCUAUGAUACUGGUGAUAAAGUAAUCCAGUGUGGGCGGCAUAACGACAUUUUCAAGUUAUGGCUUCAAUGGCGAUCGAAGGGCACAGAAGGUUUUUCCAAACACAUGGAUCACCUGAUGGAGCUGACAGAGCAUCAGGUACGGCGAAUUAAGGAACAAUCAGACAAGUUCUAUCUUAUAAUGGAACCGGAAUGCACGAAUGUAUCCUUUUGGUACAUUCCCAGACGAUUACGCGGUGUUCCACAUGACGCUAGAAAGGAACAAGAAUUGGGAAAAAUCUGUCCAAUAAUCAAAUCACGUAUGAUGCAAACUGGUACACUAAUGGUUGGCUACCAACCGGACGAUCGGCGUCCCAACUUCUUCCGAUCAAUUAUUUCUUCGAUAGCAGUCACCGAAGCUGAUGUUGAUUUCAUGCUCAGUGAAAUUGAUCGCUUAGGUCAGGAUCUGUAA